AAGCGAAGCUCAGAAGAAGAGAGCGCUAGUUUGCAGCGCGGCUGCUGCUGCUGCUGCGACUGGCCCUGCAUCGCCGCCACCCAGCUUCUUCUGCCGCCCUUUUCUCAUCGCUCCCUAGGGGAAAAUAAACUCAUUUUCAGUUUUCUUUUUUCUUUUUUUUGUGGGGGAGAGAUGCACUUUGGGUCCCUUGUAUGAUGCUGCGCUGAUUACUAUCGUUAAAAUAAUAAUAAUUAGUGCAUGCAAUUGGAAAGGCAAUUAAUUCUUGCCCAACGUCGUCGGGGCUUGAUCGGGCAGCGGCGGCGGAGGAAGGUCUAGCUCCGGCCCGGCCCUCGACCCGCUUCCCCGGCCCUCUCCUCCCCUCCCUCUUGUCUUCAGCUCCGAGAGUCGCCGCGCCACCCGCCCCCCCCCAACCUCCCCGAUGCCGAGGAAUGGAUAGAGCGUCUGCCGCGCGGAGAGGAGCCGAGAGGAUGGUGGAGAAGAAAGAGUGCGCCGCGGGCCGGACGGCAGGGGCAGCGGGGGCCGGAGGAGGGCGCAGCGGCCGAGCCCCCCCGGACGGCCUGGCCUCCGGACGCCCCGGCCGGGCCGGCUGCGCGCUGCAGCAAUGCGGGCAGCUCCAAGACCUCAUCGACAUCUCCCUCUCCAGCCUGCAGGGGCUCCGCACCAAGUGCGCCGCUUCCAACGACCUCACCCAGCAAGAGAUCCGCACUUUGGAGGUGAAACUUGUCCGUUAUAUUGGCACCCAGCUUCAGUGCAAGUUGACUGUCCCCCUGAACGACAGGACAGUGGAGCUGAACAGUUACCCGCGGUUCAGCGACUGGCUGUAUCUUGUCAACGUGAGGAAAGACGUCGUUCAGAGGAUACCGGAGGAGUUGACCCUCGAUGCCUUACUGGAAAUGGACGAGUCGAAAGUGAAAGACACCAUGAAGAGGUGCGGGGCCAGCGCUGAGGAAUGCUCCCGGCUCAACGGGGCUCUCGCCUGCUUGCGGAAAGUGACCCGCACAGGUGGAGAGUACAAAGACGACCUGGUGUGGAAUCUGCCAGACACGCGCCGUGAAGCCAGCUUGAUGCCCCCCUCCGAACUUUCCCCCUGCCCCACCUCGCUCACGUGGACUCACAGCAGCUUGACGUCCCUGAAGGGGAACGGCCCGCAGGCCCGCUCCGUCUCCACGUCCACGCUCCUGUCCUCCUCGGACCAAGGCCCCCCCGGCAGCGCCGACAGCCUGUUGGAGUCAUUUGCUUUCCCCACCCACUGCGGGAGGCGGAACCUCAGGACUCCCCACAGCAUCACCAUCACGCCCCCCACGACGCCACAGCUCAAGAGGGGGAAGCCGCCACGGACUCCCCCACCGCCCAGCCGGAAGGUUUUCCAGCUGCUCCCCAACUUCCCCACCCUCACGAGGAGCAAAUCCCACGAAUCACAGCUUGGCAACAGGAUCGAUGAAGUCCCUACUAUGAAAUUCGAUCUCCCCCAGGGAUCCCCUCAGACGGUACGAAGAGAUAUUGGUUUGUCUGUAACACACAGAUUCUCCGCAAAGUCAUGGCUUUCUCAGGUCUGCCAGGUGUGUCAGAAAAGCAUGAUGUUUGGCGUGAAGUGCAAACACUGCAGAUUAAAGUGUCAUAACAAAUGCACGAAAGAAGCCCCACCUUGUAGAAUAUCUUUCUUACCCAUACCCCGAUUAAGGCGGACAGAGUCCGUGCCUUCUGACAUCAAUAACCCGGUGGACCGACCAUCAGAGCCACAGUUUGGGACUCUUCCGAAAGCUCUAACUAAAAAGGACCACCCACCAGCAAUUAACCACCUCGACUCCAGCAGCAACCCAUCUUCCACGACCUCCUCCACACCGUCUUCCCCAGCCCCCUUCCCAUCUUCCAACCCCCCCAGUGCAACGCCACCCCCAAACCCGUCUCCCAUGGGCCAGCGGGACAGCCGGUUCAACUUCCCAGCUGCCUACUACAUUCAGCAUAGACAACAGUUUAUCUUCCCAGAAAUUCCCAACACCCCCCAAGUAACGCAGCCUUCGGAAACUACUGAAAGCACUAAUGCUGAUGAGCACCUAGAGACGGACGGGGUUGAAGAACGUGAUGUGGAGCAUGUGGAAGACCAAGAACAGAACAAAUCGGAAGCCGAGGACGAUGAAGAUGAGGUUGACGACCUGCCGAAGCGGCGAGACCGCUGGCGGCGAGGGGUGAUGUGCCGGAAUGUCAGCCAGACCAGUGUCUACUUGCAGGAAUGGGACAUCCCCUUUGAGCAGAUCAAGCUGGGCGACCCCAUUGGCCAAGGGCGGUGGGGCAAGGUCUACCGGGGGAAAUGGCACGGGGAGGUGGCCAUCCGGUUGCUGGAAAUCGAUGGGAACAAUCAGGACCACCUGAAACUGUUCAAGAAGGAGGUGAUGAACUACAGACAAACCAGACAUGAGAAUGUGGUGCUUUUCAUGGGGGCCUGCAUGAACCCCCCUCACCUAGCAAUCAUUACUAGCUUCUGCAAAGGAAGAACGCUUCAUUCGUUUGUAAGAGAUCCCAAGAUAUCUUUGGAUAUUAACAAGACCAGGCAGAUCGCCCAGGAGAUCAUUAAGGGCAUGGGGUAUCUCCACGCAAAAGGGAUUGUGCAUAAAGAUCUCAAGUCGAAGAAUGUUUUCUAUGAAAACGGAAAAGUUGUGAUCACAGACUUUGGUCUGUUCGGGAUUUCUGGUGUGGUUCAGGAGGGAAGGCGUGAGAACGAACUGAAACUGCCCCACGACUGGUUGUGCUACCUGGCUCCAGAGAUCGUGCGCGAGAUGGCUCCCGGGAAGGAUGAGGAUAAGCUCCCUUUUUCCAAGGCAGCUGACGUCUAUGCUUUUGGGACCGUGUGGUACGAGCUCCAAGCCAGAGAGUGGCCCUUUAAGAGCCAGCCAGCCGAGGCGUUGAUCUGGCAGAUUGGGAGUGGCGAAGGCAUGAAGCAGGUCCUCUCCACAAGCAGCUUGGGGAAAGAAGUUGGAGAAAUUCUCUCUGCAUGUUGGUCUUUCGACGUCGGUGAGCGUCCCAGCUUCACUCUCUUGAUGGAAAUGCUUGAAAAACUGCCAAAACUCAACCGGAGGCUCUCUCAUCCGGGACAUUUCUGGAAAUCAGCCGACAUUAACAGUAGCAAAGUUGCCAUCCGGUUCGAGCGAUUUGCCUUGGGAGAUUUGGAAUCCAGUAAUCAAAAGAUAUAGCUUGUUGUGUGUUCAUGGUCCUCUCUUCAUCCCCCCCCCCCGGAAAAAAUAUAUAUCUGUGUCACUCACACACCUGGAAGUGAUCAUCGGAGUUCUCUGCAAAGUUUCCCAAAUAAUCGAAGGACCACGGGGAGAUGCACCCCCUCCCAGGCCCCCAGCGAGAUUUCAUUUUGACUUUCUUUACUUUUGCUUCUGACAUCUCGAGUCAGCAUCUUCUUUACUUAAAAAAUGUUUACAUUCUGAUGGACUGUUGUUGUUGUCGUCUUCCCCUUGUGUGAAUUGUAUUUUUCAUGGUUAAUAAUAAGUGUGAUAAAAGGUUUUUUAAUCUUAAAAAACAACAACCCAUUUCCCCUCUCCCUAAAUGUUCAACUGGCACUGUUAAAACAACCUAUGAAUCUUGGUUUCAUCUGUGAAGCAGUGAAGGUUUUCUGUUUUGCCCUGUGGAAAUGUUUGAUCCGUUCAAAAUGAAGUUUGCGCACCCCCUAGGGGCAUGUACCGUAUACAUGCAAAGUGUGAACCGGUUUGGAACUGGUUCAGCCACCUCAGCUUGCUCCCAGAGAAUGCUAGGAACCGUUGCUUUUGUGAAGGUGUGCGGAAGGAAAUCCCAUAUUCCCUUUUGAGAAAUACACUUUCCGAGCCUAAUUUGAGAAUGAUAGCAGAGGCAGAGUUUGAAAGUGGUUUAAAUUUGUGUCGACAAUCCCAUUGUUUUUGUUUUUUGUUUUUUUAAAAUAAGCUUAGCGGCUGCUGAAGCAAAGUGGGAUAGAUUCUAUAUAUUUCUGGGGAGAUCUUCAGGUGUGAAAUGUUUAUGGCAUUCAACACUGUUUAAAUGCAGCGUCAAACCCUGUUUGCUUUCCAGUAGGGGUGGAUUCUUCAGAAAUAUAAUGGCAUUGGGUGAUUGGCAGGUGGGUGGACCUAUCAAAACUGCCCCACGAAGGGGUAGCUGCUUUUGAAUCAGGCCUGCUGGACAAGAGUCGUGUUCCCCCCCCCCUGCCCCCCUGGCAUAGAGGGUAGUAGGUGAUCAUUUUUUACAGCAAGCUUCCUACCUCAUGGUUUUCGGGGGAGGUUUGGGUUUCUUUUGGAGGUAUGUAGGUAGUAUCCAAAGAGCUGGAGACACUAGAAGGGAAUUGAAUAGGACUUUUUUUCUGGAGGGAGCUGUCACUUUCUGCACAGCUACUUGUGUCUCCCCAAUAACCACUAUUUCUAACCCUUUGAGGCAGAGCUGGUCAUUCUGUGGAACUCCAUGUGUUUUUGGGUUUCUGGUGUGUACAAGGGGGUUAUGGUAAGAUUUUUUGUGGGGGGGGGGGGUGGAGAGAGGGGACUUGUUCCAGUGAUCCUCUGAUGCUUUUGUGUAAGCUGGAUGUGGAUAGCCCUUAGUACUCCAGAUGUUUCUGAAUUACAGCUCCCAUCAGCCCCAGUAAGCCCAACAGGCAGGAGUGAUGGGAGUUAUAGUCCAGCAAAACCUGGAGGGCCUGUGUACACCUGGUGUAAAUGAGACACAAUUUCUCAUUCCACUCCUUCCAAAGGAUCCCAGAUGAGGAAUGAUAAAAGAUGGUUGCUGGAGACUGUGUGGGGAGCGGGUCAGAGUUAUGUCUGUCUGCUGAGGGAAAUCUCAAAAGUUUUUGAGGACUUAAAAGUGGUAAUUUAUUAAUGCUGCUGCUUCCCUCUUCCAAAAAAGCAGGGUCUACCCAAGAAGAAUCCCCACUAAUGGCUCCAAUAAGUGUUCAGCCUUUAUUGUUAUUAAGAGCAAUUUCCAAAAUAUGUAGGCCAAGGCAUGGUAAUGGGUCAGUCUUCAGGGUUGGUGGCACAAGCAUUGUCCAAUAGGUCCUUUGUGGCAGGGUAAAGAAAUCUCGCAAGGCAGUUGUUUGUCUUGGUCCUGCCAUUUUCUUAGGAGACUGUGAAGAAGGGGGGAAAGCUCCCUUGAGGCUUUUUCUGUGUGGUGAUAACUUGUUUGGGGUUCGCCCCAAACCGUUGACCACACUCCCAAGGGUUGGAGACGGAAGCCUAUUUCUGUGGGAUAGAACAGUUUUUGUCUUUUUAAAGAAGACAGACUGAAGAGAGCUUAAAUGUGCUACCUUGACACUGAAAGUACUUUUAAAGAAGUACCAUUUAUUGAGCGGGGGGAGAGAGAAGAGUUGCUUCUGGUUCCUGCGAUGCAGUGAAAAGGCAACACCUGCCCAAUACACUUGCGCAGUUGUGGCUUCCCCCAAAGAAUUCUGGGAACUGUAGUUGGUUUAGGGUGCCGAGAGUUGAUAGGAGACCCAUUUUCCCCUCACAGAGCUACGGUCCCCAUCCCUCUUCCCUGGAAACUCUGGAAAUAGUAGCUCUGUGAGAGGAAUAGGGGUCUCCUAACAACUCUCAGCAUUCUUAACUAACAGACUACAGCUCUUAGAUUUCUUUGAGGGAAGCCAUGACAGUUUAAAGUGAUAUGAAACUGCUGUCAUUGUAUAGUGCAGAGGUGCUUAACCCAUGGAAGCUAUAUUGGCUUUGUUGGGUUAACUGUCCCUCUGAGCUCUUCCUCUCAUUAAUGAAAGAUUUGGUUCAGGGAAGCUUGUGCACCCCUAAAGGAAAAGCCUCAACGCUUGGGCCUAGUUCUCAUCAGGGUGUCUGCAUUGUACCACAUUGUGAUGUGGGAUAGGGGUUCAAGUCCUUUAAUGUUGUUCUGUACACAUUCUCUGCACAUAGAAAGUUAGCAUUUCAGGGGAAAAGAAUUCUAACCUUGCCGUGUUCAGUUCUUUAUGAGCAGGGAUUUUGUGUGUGUGUGGUGUGAAUGAGCCAUUCAAUCACCACUACAGACGGACGUGGUACAGACACAUGGCCCAGGCGCAGGUCGAAAACUGAAAGUUGGAGCUCUGGCGGAAAGUGCAAGUUGUUUCUUGUAAGCCACGUAAUAUCCGCAGUGCAACUGAUGGGCCCAAUUUUGGCUGCUUUAUCAGUACUUUACUCUGUAUAGUUAAUGCUAUGUACCCCUCAGUGCACCAAGUCCUUGGAUUAUAAUACAGUGCGCUGCUUUGGUUGCCUUUUCUAAUAAAGAGAGAUCCACUCAUGCUUGCAGGGAAGAAGAGUUGGUUUCAACUUGCCUGGGGUUCAAACACUUGCCACCAACGGGAAGUCUUACCCUAAGGAUUCUUACUAAAUUAUUUUAAUUCCUGUUGCUCUGGGGAACUGUAAACUACCUCCCAGCAUUAAAUUCUCAGUUAGGAUCAUUCUCAGUUUGGCACACCUGAAAUUAAUAAAACUGCAAAGGAAGAGGUAGCUAUUCAACAUGCAUCAAACAUCGCCCUGAGUGCCUAAGAGCAGGGCAUGAUGGGAAUAUCUCACUUUAUUCCCAGCAUCUGGGAAAGUACUUGCCUAACUAGGGGUGACUAACCUGUGGCCUUUCAGGUGUCGCUGGACCCCAGCUCCUAUUUGCUCCAGCCAACAUGGCCAAUAGAGGUGAUUUCAGUCUGGAGUUCAGCAACAUCUGAUAGCCCAAAGAUCAGCCAUCCCUCGAGAGAGAAAGAGAGACUGUCUUUAUAGUCAUUCGUAGCUCUGUUCUCCAUAAAUCUGGCCUAACCCUUUCCCCUACAGCUAUUUAAGCUUUAAAACGUGUGAUUGUUUUCAGACUGAGGGCCACAUUUCCUCCUUUACAACUUUCUGCGGGCCACAUGCCAGCAGUGGGCGGGGCCAGAGGCAAACAUGGGCGAACCAAUGAUUGCACAGUAGGCUAAUUUCAGCAUGCUGACACCCCCCUUUCUGUCCUCCAUUCAGACAAGCACGUUGCAUUGUCAGUGUGCAAGGAUACGUUGGAGCCAGGCCGAAAUCCUUGGGGAGCGAAGCAGGGCGAGUGAGAGGCAUGACCCAACACUGUUUACAUUGCUGUAAAUCCAGAGUCACUCCACUAAGCCCAGGCGGAAGGCAGGGUGGUGGCAGGGAAUGAAUGGAGUCCUUUCAGCUGUGGCUGUAAUUCACCCACUUACCUAGAGUAAGCCCAGUUGAAUUUGAUGAGACUUACUUUUAAGAGGAAAAAGAAAGAAUUGUACUGUACAGCAUUGCAGCAGGAGCAUUGGGCGGGGGUGGGAGGACAGGAUCUCUGCCCCAGUUUGUUCCUAAUUAUUUUCCUUUUUGUGGUGAUUGUAAGCGAGUGAAUUAGCACUGUGAGGCCGUAUCUUUUUCUCCUUUUUUUGGUGAACCGCAGCUGCACGUUAAGGGUCCCCCUUCCUCAACCGCAACUUUGACGGUGUAUGUAAAAUGAAGUCUGUAAUAUUGGUGAAAAUGGAUGUGUGUUUGGGGUUUUUUCUCCCCCUUUUCAAAUGUAUUGUAAACUUUGUACAGUAAAUAUAUUAUAAAUAUAUAUAUAAAUAAAUAAAUAAAUAUAUAAAUAUAUUUUCUAUCAACUUGAGUUUGGUCUUCCAGAAUGGCUAUUAAUUUAAUUUUAAAAGAAAUGCUUAGUAUUAAGAGAGAGCUCUGAGUUAGUCUGUGCAACUGUUUAAAAAGAGAGAGAGAAAGAGAAAAGAAGUACAUUCUAUGCUAAUGAAAUUCUGGAUAUUUUAGAGUUCUUUUAAGUGAAUAAAAACUUUGCUCUGGAUGAAA
Zootoca vivipara (common lizard) is the source of this 7757-nucleotide messenger RNA. The record is from RefSeq and is a predicted model, not a curated record. Lineage: Eukaryota; Metazoa; Chordata; Lepidosauria; Squamata; Lacertidae.